Oncorhynchus masou masou (cherry salmon) is the source of this 2032-nucleotide messenger RNA. RefSeq names its product protein FAM177A1-like. The coding region runs from base 374 to 895 and encodes 173 amino acids. The transcript is spliced from 5 exons. The record is from RefSeq and is a predicted model, not a curated record. Lineage: Eukaryota; Metazoa; Chordata; Actinopteri; Salmoniformes; Salmonidae.
GCAUCCUCUUUCUAUGUCUAUGGUUAGUAUCAUUAGCCAGAGGAACAACAGUACUGCAUAUAACAGUUAUCAAUAAACCUUGAGAUUUGAAAAAGCCCAACCCUCAGCCUUGGAAGGAACUGAAAUGAGUAGCCUGUCAUCCAAAGGCAGCGUCUGACUGGUGUACACAGUAAUCAUGACUCAAAUGUGUGUUUCUGGUGUGUAUCAGGUUUCAAAACUAACGAAGGGCUCGGUAUCUUGCUUUUUUCUUUUGCCUUGAUUGACCAUUCCAGUAGCAUCAAAGUGGAGGAAAUGUAUUUACUCUGAGCUGAGAAAACAUUUAUACUCUACAGACAGCAGCACAAGGAAAGGAAAGCAUUUUCUUCAGUGAAGAAUGAGCAAAAGUUUCAAGGAAGGCCCUGACAUUCAGGGGACACAGUUCAGGGGUCCUUCUCUGUCCCAGCAGAGGAGGGUCAUCCAUUUCUCCAGCGGUGAGACUCUAGAGGAAGAUAACAGUGAGGAAGAGGAGGAUACAUCACAUGAGCAGGUGUUUAGGGAGCCUGAAGACACGCUUAAACCUCCGUGGAGAGCAUAUACUUGGUCUCUGGGCAGGAAGUCAUUGCGCACUUGUGAUUUUCUUGGGGAAAAACUGGCUGGGCUACUUGGCCUUAACACUGCCAAAUACCAGUAUGCUGUAGACGAAUAUCAACAUUCCAUUAAGACCACAGCCAGUAAAGAAACGGAAUGCUCUUAUGAGGAAGGAACAGAGAGAAUUCACCUUUCUUCAAGGAUGAGCAGUGAAUAUGGGGCCACAAGCUCCCACAGACCCCCUGCUGGUUCUCAAGCCUUCCAGAACAUUGAGCACAGAACUACAGGAUCCCACAACAAGGGCUAUCAAAAUGAUAAUGAGCACUGAGAAAGAACUAGUGUUAAGAAAGCCAAUAUUCAUGUUGAUGAUUGUAUUUUUUGCUGUUCCUCUCGCUAUGGUUUCUACCAAACCAGGGUUCAAAUACAUGUAUAUUUGAUAUUUAAAAUACUUGUUUCUGUGUAUUUGAGUAUUGCCCAAAACCAGUACUUUUAUACUCCUGAGACCCAGUAAUACAUUUUUGUCCUCUCUAGUGGACAUCAGUUCUUGGUCCAUAUCACUGAGGCCAUACAAGCCACUGUAUUAAGUCCUGUUGUCCCUUUGAGAGGACAUUCUGGGCUUUUCGAUGAUAUCACGCAUAGUAGCAACACACCAUCACGACAACCAUGUAUGUUUCUGUGUGGGCGAGCGGUUUGCUGAUGUCAACAUUGUAAACAGAGUACCCCAUGGUGGCGGUGGGGUUAUGGUAUGGGCAGGCAUAAGCUACGGACAAUGAACAUUUUAUCGAUUGCAAUUUGGAUGCACAGAGAUACCGUGACGAGAUUCUGAGGCCCACUGUCGUGCCGUUCAUCUGCCGCCAUCAACUCAUGUUUCAGCAUGAUAAUGCACGGCCCCAUGUCGCAAGGACCUGCACACAAUUCCUGGAAGCUGAAAAUUUCCCAGUUCUUCCAUGGCCUGCAUACUUACCAGACAUGUCACCCAUUGAGCAUUUUUGGGAUGCUCUGGAUCAACGUGUACGACAGCGUGUUCCAGUAUCCGCCAAUAUCCAGAAUGUUCACACAGCCAUUGAAGUGGGACAACAUUCCACAGGCCACAAUAUAUCAAAAAUACAAAAUAUAUAAUAUAUCCCUUAUUUUUUCUCCCAACUCUCAGAAGGUUAUUUUAGUAUUUGAAUGGUUGUUUGACAAAACAAACAAAUAGUCUUCCAAAUUGUAUUUGAAAGCACUGUAUUUUCAAAUACUUAUUUCAAAUAACUGGGUUAAAUUCAUGGGAGUCAGAAUUUGAUCAUUUUCAAAUAAUUUCCAAAAUUAAACGACUUGUUUUUUCAAAUAAAAGUGAUAUGAAUAAUUGUUUUGAAAUGUAUUGAAAAGUAAUUUAAAUACCUGCAAUAGAAUUUGAUCACAGGUUGGAUUCUACUCUAUUGCACUUUAUCUGUCUAUAUUAAUAAAAUGCUGGAUUUGAAGAAAA